CGAAACAUUUCUGCAUGUUAGACUACUAAUUACGAGUUAUGCGAUUGGCAUUGCACCUUCACAUCUAGUUGGCCCAUCCUGCUUUUUCGCAUCUUCACACCAGACCUUCUGAACCAUGGUGCUCAAGACUCCCCAAGAUUUCGAAGUCCACGGCUUAGAGGAUAUUCAGCCUGCGUAUGCUGAUUUCCCCGGCAAAAUGUACGCCGGUACCUUGCCUACAAACAACGGCUCUCGGCGCGGCGAAAUGAUGUUUUGGAUGUUCGAGCCAGAUACUCAGCUCGUGCCAGAAUCCAUGGUCAUAUGGCUAAACGGAGGUCCAGGAUGCUCCAGUUUCAACUGCGGGAUCAUGAUGGAACACUCACCCGUGACACAACCCUUGCACGCGGCGGGGUACUGUUGUCUCAAACCGACACCGGAUCUCUCGAUAAACGAGCACACGUGGACCAAGGCUACCACAAUGCUGUACGUGGAACAACCCAUCGGGACGGGAUUUUCGUACGGGGAUCCUUUGCCCGAAACGGAACGGGACGCUGCCGGAGAUAUAGAUGCCUUUUUGCAAAACUUUUACGGGGUCUUUGAGCACCUCAAACCCUAUGACUUUUUCAUUUUUGGAGAGAGCUACGCGGGAAUGUUUGUCCCUAGCUUUACCCGCUUUAUUCAUCUGCGAAAUCAAAAAGCGAUUGAGGAUCGGGACGAAAGUCGUUUUCUUGUCCCUUUGAAGGGAGCCGCGCUCGGUAACGGUUGGGUGGACGGAAAGAUUCAAGGUCCCGCGACGAUUGAUUAUUCCUGGUGGCACGGACUUAUCGAUAAACCGACCCGCGAUGCCUUGCACACGCAGUGGAACAACUGCAUGUACCAGCUUGGAACAGAGAACGACGUGGAACCACCACCCUUUCAUCCCUUCAAUGUGCAGGACGAUUGCGGUAUGAUGUGGGGUAUUCUUCAAGCCGCAGGCAAUCCCAACGCCUACGAUAUCACGACCUGGGAUCCAAACGUGGAUCAGAUUACAUUCACUUCCGAAGGUUUUUACAACACGCCCGCGGUGAUUGAAUCCUUGCACGCGCCAACAAACAUAACCUGGCACGGGUGUCGAUGGGGUGAAGGGCGUCGCCGUCUCGUUUCAGCCCAGCAGCUGGAGCAACAUCGACGUCUCUACAUGGACAACGAUCGCCCGCUGUCGGUUGUUCCCUACAUCGCCGAGGUUUUGGACGCGGGCAUUCCCGUGCUGGUCUACAACGGAGAUCGUGACAUGACGACCAACAUGGUGGGACAAGAACUCACACUCAACGCGAUGGAAUGGAGCGGAAAAGACGAUUGGCUAGAUGCUCCGCGUGGCCUGUGGAAAGUCAAUGACUAUCCUGCAGGCUGGACAAAAGAGCAUAAAGGGUUAACCUUCAUUGUUGUCUACAACAGUGGCCAUAUGGUUCCUUACAAUCAAGCCGCACCGGCCUAUGAUCUCGUCACGCGGUUUUUGAAAGGCCAAAGCUACAUGGACACCGUGCUACCCGCGAUACGAAUCAAAGCGCUCGAUACCACGGAGGCUAAAGGUCAGACAAACAUGUUUGAAUCCACCAUAUUGGACGCCAGCGUUUUGCCCACGCUGGCGACGUCCACCACCCCUGCCAUCGAGAACACCCUUUUCUUGAAUGCUAGUCAAUGGGAAUUGAUAGGAGUUGCCGCCGUCUCCAUGAUUGUUGGUUUUAGUUUGGCCGUGUUCUUUUUGGGCAAACGGGCAGGGAUUCGCAAGGGGCGCUACCAGCCGGUCCCCGACGCCGACAUUUGA
Phaeodactylum tricornutum CCAP 1055/1 is the source of this 1783-nucleotide messenger RNA. RefSeq lists its product with no specific name. The transcript has a single exon. Gene Ontology annotation, biological process: proteolysis. Gene Ontology annotation, molecular function: serine-type carboxypeptidase activity. The record is from RefSeq and is a predicted model, not a curated record. Bases 116 to 1783 code for a protein of 555 amino acids. NCBI's taxonomy places the organism in Eukaryota, Bacillariophyta, Bacillariophyceae, Surirellales, Neidiaceae.